GGGGGCGGAGCCUAGGUGACAGGAGGAGGAAGAGGAGGAAGAAGAGGUGGAGAAAGCCGAGGCUGUGAACGGAUGACAGUUGUGUCAGAAGCAGACAACAUUGCGGAAGGAUUCCAGUGAUUCAGCCAGAACUUCUUCCCGUGUAGUUGGACCUGGGUAGGACAUGGCAUCAGAUUCAUUCACUUCAUGGUAGAGCUCUAUGUUUUUCGGCUGCCGCGGUGCACAACCCAGACUGUCAGAGGAUUUCUUUAAAUCAGAUGGGUCAGGCACUUUGGAGGCUUUCUCCCAGACAACAGCAGCAGCUUCAGGAAGAGCUGGCCGACCAACUUGCUGAAAGAGGAGGUGGAAAACAAGAGCAUGGCAGGGAUGGAGGAGCACCGAGAAGAGCUGCACAGCACUGCUACAGCCCCGACAUUUACCAUCUGCUAAGAACUCGGAGAGGAGGUAAAGAGCCGCCUGGUUUCAUAGACCUGGAGAUGCUUCCGCCUGAACUGGGCAUCACCAUUCUGUCAUACCUCAAUGCUACUGAUCUGUGUCUGGCUGGCUGUGUCUGGCAGGACCUGGGGAACGACGAGUAUCUGUGGCAGGGGCUGUGCAAGUCCACAUGGGGACACUGCUCAAUCUACAACAAAAGACUGCCUGCAGGUUUUUCCUAUCGCAGACUUUACCUGCAACUAGAUGAAGGCAGCCUGACCUUCAAUGCAAAUGCCCAGGAGGGUAUCAGUUAUUUCAUGUCUAAAGGUAUUCUAGUGGAUCAUCCAAAAGAGCUGGCAAAAUUCAUUUUUUACACCCGGAGGCUCAACUGGAAGAUGCUGAGGAUUUAUCUGGAUGAGAGGCGGGACGUCUUGGAUGAAUUGGUGACCCUACAUAACUUCAGUAACCAGUUCCUCCCGAAUGCUCUGCGAGACUUCUUCAGACACAUUCACGCCCCUGAAGAGCGAGGAGAGUAUCUGGAGACCCUCAUCACAAAGUUCAGUCACAGGUUCUGCACCUGCAACCCGGCUCUUGUGCGCGACCUUGGCCUUAAUCCUGAUGCCGUGUAUGUGCUGUGCUACAGUCUGAUCCUGUUGUCCAUCGACCUCACCAGCCCGCACGUGAAGAACAAGAUGUCAAAGAGGGAGUUCAUCAGGAACACGCGCAGAGCUGCACAUAACGUCUCCGAGGACUUUGUAGGCCAUCUUUACGAUAACAUUUACCUGAUUGGUCACGUGGCUGCGUAGCUCCGCUUUCGACACCCCUGUAAAGCACUGAAGGAUAGGCAUUAAUACCUGAGCUACAUGGAAAGCAGAAUGAUUUUUUUUAGCAAAUUUCAUGUUCGACAACCUGUCCGUUUACCUCGGGUUGUAAUAACUCCUAAACGUUGCCACUCCACUGUGAGAGAAAGUGCGAGAGAACGUGUGCUACUAAAUACUAAUAGUGAUUUAAGCUUUUGAUUAAAGGUGACGUUUUGACAAAGUAACUUUAAAAAUAGGAAGUUUGGAGGAGGACAAGCUCUGAUAAUGCACUGACUCACGAGAACGGUGAGAGGAAGAAUGAAGACGAGGAGGAGGAAGCACUGCCAGCGGUGCGCUGAAGAAGCCACAGCAGUCACAACAUGAUCCCAACAUAUUCUUUUUAA
Molecule: messenger RNA, 1618 nt
Organism: Oryzias melastigma (Indian medaka)
Lineage: Eukaryota; Metazoa; Chordata; Actinopteri; Beloniformes; Adrianichthyidae
Gene: fbxo8
Product: F-box protein 8
Exons: 8
Coding region: 258-1220 (320 amino acids)
Biological process (GO): regulation of ARF protein signal transduction
Molecular function (GO): protein binding; guanyl-nucleotide exchange factor activity
Source: RefSeq, a predicted model, not a curated record